Messenger RNA from Dreissena polymorpha, 2905 nucleotides. Its product is annotated as ubiquitin carboxyl-terminal hydrolase MINDY-3-like. Bases 83 to 1447 code for a protein of 454 amino acids. The transcript has 12 exons. The record is from RefSeq and is a predicted model, not a curated record. Gene Ontology annotation, molecular function: K48-linked deubiquitinase activity; cysteine-type deubiquitinase activity; calcium ion binding. Gene Ontology annotation, biological process: protein K48-linked deubiquitination. NCBI's taxonomy places the organism in Eukaryota, Metazoa, Mollusca, Bivalvia, Myida, Dreissenidae.
UAUUAUUUCCAAUGAAAUCAAUAUGGCGGACUAAUCAAAAGAAAAGUAGAAGUAGCUGUUGAAUUUAACGUCGUUUACCAGUAUGGCAGAAGUAAACGACCAUAUCAGUGAUGAAACAAUUGAAAGUGUUAAAUCUGUUCUAUGGGGAAAUGAUUUAAAAGACGAAGUCUUCUUGAGGUGGUCACAGGGUUUCAUAUUCAGUAACUAUGAGCCUACUGCCCUUGUCCAGUAUGAAGGGGGACCCUGUGCAGUUAUUGCCCCUGUUCAGGCCUUUGUCAUCAAGAAUGCCCUUUUCUGUGAUCAACCAACAGCAAAUCUCACGGAUGUCAAAACUGAAGAAAGCCAAAGUCUCCUUGUGUCAGCACUGUGUGAUGUGUUAAUGCUUGUCUCCACCAAUGGCUACUCUGUACUUAGUCUGGAGGCGGAGCCUAAUUCAAAUAAUGUCCAAUUGGAGAAUGGCAGCCCAUCAAGUAAUCAAGAUAAGGACAUAACUGACCAAUCACUUGAAGGGGAAAGUUUAUGUAAACGACCAAGAAUGGACCAGAUGUUAUUUCAUUCUCGUUUAAGGUGUUCAAAAUGUUAUGAUGAAGUUUCAUUGAAGAAAUGUGUUGCGGCAAAAAUCAAGGGAUUCAGUGGCACAUCGGGUGUUCUACUUUAUCUGUAUUCAGUUAUACUUACCAAAGGUAUAGAACAGAUCAAGAAUGAAGUUGAAGAUAUCAGUGAGCCCUUGAUAGACGGCCUUCAUGGUCACGGAAGUCAGAGUCUUAUCAACCUGCUUAUCACUGGGAAAGCUGUAACAAACGUAUGGGAUAAUGACAAGGAUAUCUCUGGUCUAAAAUUACAUGGGGUAUCCAGACGUUCACAUAUUGGUUUUCUGUCAUUUAUGGAACAUUUGCGUUACUGUGAGGUCGGCUGGAAUUUGAAGAAUCCCAAGUACCCAAUAUGGUUAAUAGGCAGUGAAACCCAUCUGACUGUGUUGUUCUCAAAGGACACCAACUUGAUCAUUAAUGAAACAGUUCAGUCAGCAGCCAGAAGAAUCUUCCAGAGAUUUGAUCCUGAAGGCAAUGGGUUUAUAGUAACUGAUCAGCUCGGAGAUCUGAUGCAAGCCUUGGACCUAGUCUAUAUUAAAGAAUAUGUAGAUAUAAUGGCUAGUAAACUGGAUGCAGAGGGUCUGGGUAUAAUAACCCAGAGUAGCUUCUUUGAAGAGUUCUAUGGAGGGGAAAGCACUCCUGAACUCCCCAAGUCUUUCACUCUCUACCACUACAACGGGAUUGCCCGCUCUUGUGCAAACAAGCAGGUGCAGUAUGUGGAAGGUCAAGCUGAGAUACACGAUGAGCUGGAGGUGCAGAUAGUGACCGACACGUCACCCGUCAAGUUCUGCCUCCUGACCAAGUGGCCCACCAUCGAGAUGAAGUGGAACAACGAGUGCAUCCCUUCCUUAAACUGAAUAGAACAUAAAGCACAUUUUAAUUAACCUGUUUUAUAAAAUUAUGGACAGCAUACAUGGGAAUCUGUUAUAUGAACUUUUAAAUAAUGUUUGGUUCAUUGAAACAUCGCCACACACCAGGGACACUGUUAUUUAAACUUAGUUUAUGUUAAACCGUAACCACUUAGUCACAUUUGUUGACGCAUUUGUAGUGCCAUACAAAGUUAAAUUUUAUUAAAUACCUUUUUACUAGAUUCAAGUUAAAAAGGCUUGUUUUCCAACACUUAGUUUUUGAUGAGCAGCAAACAGCGUAAAAUCUGAACAGACUGCGAGUUACUCGUUGGCUGUUCUGGUUUUAUGCUGGUUGCAAAAGCCAUUUUCACUUUGCUUCUUACGGGGUAAAAGGUUAACCUCUUGAAUAUAUGGUCCUUUGAACUGUACAUAAACCUGUUGUAUUAUGUUUAUACAGAAUAUGAAAUUUUUUAAUUCUGUACCCUAGAGUUUUUAUACCAAUGAGUUUGAAACCCAUCCUUUUGUCAAAAGUUUAACACCAUUCUGAAAUGUACGAUUAUUAUUGGUGGAAUAAGAAUGUGUUUCACCUUUGAGAUAACUAUCUUUGAAACUUUUUUUUUUUUAAAUUGCAUAAAACUACCAAUCAAAAUGCUUGUUACCUAUAAGCUUAAAAGAUACUGAGCAAUUUAUUGAGCUCAUAUGAAAGCAAAAUAAGUUGUAUGUUGUUUUAUAUGAUUGUUGCAGUUGCUUCAUUUAUGUUGCAUAUUUUUUUAUAAACAUACAAACGUUAAAGAAAAGGCCUUGGCAAACAGCGUAGACCCAGAUGAGACGCCGCAUGAUGUGGCGUCUCAUCAGGGUCUGUGCUGUUUGCUUUAAGGAAUUUCUUUAAGAAAUAUUCUAAAUAUAGAAAUUAAUAUACUAGACAUACCUAAUUUUGGAAAUAAAUUGAUCCAAUUUAGAAGGAUGGGAGAGUCCACUAGGCAUAAAUGGGGGUUAAGUAUUUUGCAUAGAAACUGUAUGUGUACCAUUAUUUCGGGGGGGGGGGGGCAUGAGUAUACAGCUGUAGAACAGUAUCUCAGUAGAGUAUAGACAUGGUUUUCAUAUUCGCCACUUCUAUGGGCAACCAUGAAUGUAGAGUAUAAUAAGAAUUUUCGGGCAUAACUAUGUGUUACACCCGGUACUUACGAUAAGCGUACGACAGAAUCUUACGAAAUCUUGCGUAAGAUCCACCUAAGAUCUGUUGAUAAAACGGCCUCCUGGUUGUGUUCUCAAUAAAAUAAAAUGUCAAUGCCAUAUUGUGGGAAUCGAGUCAGAAGACUGAACAAUAUCCAAAACUCCAAUUAGCGUCUGAUCUUUCGAAGUUUAUGGAAUAAUAUUAAAUAUGACGUAAUAUUAUAAAACAUUGUUGUUUGCUAUUGUUGUUGUAAAUAUUAGUUAACAUGUUUAAUGCAUAAAUAAUUAAUUUUA